AUGGGCACUUGUUCUUCUAAAAAAGGCACACUAAAAUGUAUCAACCUAAGAAAUCUUCAAAAUAAUUUAGUCUCUGAAGGCCCUGCAUCACCCACCCUAAUUUUUUCUAAAAGGAAUGAUCAUACAUUAGACUUUAAUUAUGUUGACGAAGUAAUUCAACCCUCUAAUUUGAUCAAUGAGAAUUAUUUAAAAUAUUAUAAUUAGAUUAGACAUGUCGAUAAAGUCAUUCAAAAUUAAAAUUCUAUAAUUGUUUAGCAUAUUUUGACCAGACAAAUAUUUAUCGCCGAAGUUUUAGACAAUAACGACAAAACUAAUAAAUAUAUUUCACUAAUUUCAAACUUAUUUCAUGAAAAUUUAUAGGAUUUUGUUGAAAUAUAUUACUACUGUUCAUAAUAUACAAUAAUUAAAAACUAUUGUAAUGGAGGAAGCUUAGAAUCAUUUAUAUUAAAUGAAUCUAAACAUAUAACAAUUUAUUAAAAAUAAAUAAUAUUAGGAUAGAUUUUUAAUGUCAUCUCCUAUUUACAUUCAAAAUCUAUUGUUCAUGGUAAUUUAACUUUAAAAAGCUUUGAAAUUGUGGAUUAAUCUUCAACAAUCUAAAUAAAAUUAGUUGAUUUUUUUUCAGUUGUUAUUUCUGAUAAAAAACCUGCCAUAAAACUUAAAUUUUCAAGUCCAUAAUUGGUGUAAGCUUACCUUGAUAAUUAAAUAAUUGAGCCAACAUUUAAAGAUGAUGUUUGGUCUUUAGGAAUUAUAGGAGUACGAAUAGUUUAUAACUUUUCACUUUUUACUGGAAAUUCGUUUAAAGAUUUUUUAGAAAAUGUUUUAUACGGAAAAAGAAACUAGAUUCCUUAAAUUAAUGAUACUUACUAUUAUGAGAUUCAAGACUUAUUAAACUAAAUGCUAGAAGUAAAUCCUUAAAAGAGAAUUGAUAUGAUAGAAAUUUUAGAGUCUUCAUUUAUGAACUCCUUUUAAUUUAAUUUACAACCAAGAAAUAUUAAUCCAAUAAUGUAAUCUCUUUAACAGAUUCUUUUUUAUAUGAUGGCUGAAAUGUAUAGUGAUAACUCACUUGAAUAUCUCUCUUAAUUAAAAAAUACAAAAAGAAUAACUCGAUUUCAAUUAGCAACUUUAGUUCGAAAAUAAUAUAAACAUAUAUAUGAUUAGUCCGAAUCUUUAUUUGCUGUGAAUCAGAUUUUUAAAUCACAAUCAGAAUUAUAAUAUAUCGAGCUCAUCUCUAGAUUUACUGAUAAACGAUCUAUUAUUACAAAAUCUAACUUGUAAAAAGCAUUCUAACAUUUUUCUAAUUAAUAACACUAUAUAACACUUAAUGAUAUUCUCCCAUUUUUUUAAGAAAAGGAGAUAUAACUUAAAUAAGCAUUCAAAUUGUUUUCUUAAGAAAAAAUAGAUAUACUUUAAUUUUUUGCAUUAAUGUUUGAUUAUCUAUAAUAAUAAUGA
Molecule: messenger RNA, 1449 nt
Organism: Paramecium pentaurelia
Lineage: Eukaryota; Ciliophora; Oligohymenophorea; Peniculida; Parameciidae
Source: the annotation of a GenBank genome assembly